CAGUCAGCAGCAGCACCCGUGGCGGCCGCGGUUACGCGCCUCUAGAGCUCCUGGAGCCGCGGCGCCCACUCUCCAGCCCUGGGACAAUCGCGCUGUAACAAUCGCUCCUGGACAAUCGCGUUUGUUGACAGUCAGUGUCCGUGAGUAACCCUGUUGCAGCGGGCAGCAGCGGGCAGCAACAGCGUGCACCUGGCCGAGGACAGGCAAGGGUGGCUGGCUCCCACCUCCACCGUUCACCUUCUUUGCAAGGAGGCGUGUUACAACACAAAGUUGCUACCUGCUUGAGAAUACGUGAACACGGGAGGAAGCGAAGAGGUUCGUGCUGGAUGUUUGAAGAGACAAGAAUAAAGAAUGGUGGAUACACAAUUACCUUUAUGGCCCAUCAGCUUUGCUAUGGGUACAAUGGACCUGUCGGACCUUGGCAACCAUCCUCAUUCCUUUGAUGUGAAACCCUUUGCUACCGUGGACUUUUCCAGUGUUUCUCCAGUUCAUUAUGAAGAUCAUGCAGCAACCUCUUUAAGAAUUGAUGAGGCAUUCUCUGACUAUAAAUAUGAUGACAUAUUUCAGGACUACCAAAGCACUAUUAAAGUUGAACCUACUUGCUUCAAUGAAAUAUCAGGGAAAGGAUUAGCACUUUCAAAACUGCAAGAGGAUUCACCAAAUUCUGUCUUGUCUAUCGAGUGCAGAGUGUGUGGAGACAAGGCUUCAGGUUUCCAUUAUGGGGUCCAUGCUUGUGAAGGAUGCAAGGGCUUCUUUCGGAGAACGAUAAGGCUGAAGUUGAUAUACGAUAAGUGUGACCUAAACUGUAGGAUUCAGAAAAAAAACAGAAAUAAAUGUCAGUACUGCAGAUUCCAAAAGUGUCUCACAGUUGGCAUGUCGCAUAACGCAAUUAGAUUUGGAAGAAUGCCACAGGCUGAGAAGGAGAAGCUCCUGGCUGAAAUCUCCAGCGAUACUGAUCAACUGAACACGGUCUCUGCUGAUCUCCGAGCCCUUGCCAAACACAUGUUUGAAUCGUACAUUAAGACUUUCCCUAUCACAAAAGCUAAAUCUCGUGCAAUCAUGGCAGGAAAAACAGGGGACAAAUCGCCUUUUGUUAUUUACGACAUGAAUUCAUUGAAGGUGGGAGAGGAACGCAUCACAUUCAAGCAAACGCCGCUCCACGAGCAGAACGCAGAGGUAGAGAUACGCAUUUUCCAACGUUGCCAAUUCCGUUCCGUGGAGGCGGUGAGGGAAAUCACUGAAUUUGCUAAAUCUAUCCCGGGAUUCGUAAAUCUCGACCUAAACGAUCAAGUAACCCUUCUCAAAUACGGUGUGUAUGAAGUGAUAUUCAGCAUGCUGGCUUCCCUGAUGAAUAAAGAUGGCCUGCUGAUUGCUGCAGGCCAGGGUUUCAUGACCAGGGAAUUUUUAAAGAGCUUAAGGAAACCCUUCUGCAACAUCGUGGAGCCUAAAUUUGAAUUUGCCGUGAAGUUCAAUGGUUUGGGCCUAGAUGACUCUGACAUUGCGAUAUUUAUUGCUGUGGUCAUACUCAGCGGAGAUCGGCCUGGAUUGCUAAAUGUAAAACCAAUAGAAGAUUUGCAAGACAGCAUCUUACAAGCACUUGCUUUUCAGCUGAAGAUGAACCACCCAGAUACACCGCAGUUAUUUGCGAAAUUGCUUCAGAAAAUGACUGAUCUCAGACAGAUUGUUACUGAGCAUGUACAGCUUCUGCACACAAUCAGAAAAACGGAGGCAGAAAUGAGUCUCCAUCCACUCCUGCAAGAAAUAUACAGGGACUUGUAUUAGAGAUCCUCACCCUGAAUCACUGACAAACCCAGUUUAUCCUUCACUAAGGGCACUGUUUUAUUAUCUGGUCUUAACAAAUGACGAUCAUGCCUUCACCAAGCAUCAAAGCAAUAGUUUGUGGAAUGGCAACCAACUUCAAUAAGCAAAUGUUUCGGAAAAGGAUAUUUUCCAUAGCAAGAAUCAUUUUCUUUUGGAUUGACGUGAAGAAUCCCUUGACUGUCCCGGAAAAUUGGUUCUUUAGGGAAGUUUAUUUUCUAUUGAAUCGUGAGGAAUAAAUAAAAAAAAUAAUGCCCAGAGUAUUCACAUUUUAACAUUUUUCUAAUGAUCAUUUUUUUUUUUGUGAGCACUCUGUGAUGCCCUUUAGGACCGCACUUGUAUUGUCUCAUCAUUACUUUCAUGAAUAAGAUUGAAGCUUAAACUGAAACAUUGCAACUAUCAACAAUCAUUAUUUCAGGUAUCUCUUGCCAAGUGUCUUACUAAAAGAUUUCUGUUUUUCUUUAAAGAAAAGUCCAGAUGUAUAUUUAAUUAUACAACUGGGUUUAAUUCUGGACAUUCAAAUUCACAACAUUUGAAUGGUUAGUUUUUAUUACUUUAGACUCAGUACUAAAUCUUUUGAAUAAUUUGAAAGGUGUGUUGAAAAUUCUUGCUGCCAAGUAAUUUUUCAAGGGAUUAGAAAUGCACCAAAUGAAAAAGAAGGGUGUUUUAAAUGAAUUCAUAUUAAAGUUAUUUUCAUUGUUUUAAAUGCAAAGAGUUUUUAACCGAACAAUGUGACAAAGUAGUAACAUUGUACUGUUGUACAAUCUACAAAGUGCUCAACAUACUUACACUGGAUACUCCGUGAGGUCAACAGAAAAAAUGCAAUAUCUGUCUAAAAUGUAAAAAUCUUUAUUAAAAUAAUUCUGAGUGUAAUUUAACAUUAUGAAUAUUACAAUGAAGGAUAUAGAAGCUUUUCCAAAGAGAUUAUGUACCUUAAUUUGUAACUGUUUAUAUGCAAUAGAUUAAAUUCAAAAGUUAUGAAAAAAAGGCUAAUUAGUUAGUAAAAAUAUCAUUAUAAUUACAAAGCCUUGCUGAAGCACCUGUGUGCAUAUUAAGAGUUUUGGUGUUACAAAUCUGGUUUGAAAGGAAGUCUUUAAGAUAAAAGUGUAUCCCUUGCGACGCAACCUGUCCUAUCACUAAUUUGAAGAGAUUCAUGAAUGCUUUUGUCAUUUGCACGGAUAAGAAAAAUGAAAUUCUUACUUGCUGCAGCCUUACAGGUAUAUUAGAUGCAAUAACAAUACUCAAUAUACAAUAAAGUAUCCGUUAUUCUAAGUAAACCAGACAAUGAUAGUGCGAAACCCAAAGUGCUUGGAGCAACCACAGCUGUACAAAGUCUGUGGUGGUUCGGUAGAGUUGAGGUGGUUGAGGAAGAUUGUGAUUAAGGUUUUACUGGGUUGUUCAAAAACCUGAUGGUUGAAGGGAAGAAGCUGUUCCUGGGUGUGGAGGGAAUGAUUCACGGGCUCCUGUAUCACCUAUUUGAUAGCAGCAAGAAGAGUGCAUGGCCCGGGUAGUGUGGUGUGCUUCCUGUAGAUGACUUAAAUGGUGAGGGUUCAGUACGGGAUGAACCAUCAACCAGCAGUGUUAUUUUUUAUUAAGCCUCCUCCGUUCUUGAGCAUAUGAAUUUUCAAAUAAGGCCAUGAUACAACCGGUCAGUAUGUUCUCUACCAUAGCUGAGGUUCAAUAGAGUAUUGGUGAGAUACCAAAUCUCCUCACACCUCUGAAGAAGUAGUCAUUGAUAUGUGUCGGUAGGAACUGCUGAUGUCUGAAGAAGGGUCUCGACUCAAAACGUCACCCAUUCCUUCUCUCCAGAGACGAUGCCUGUCUCGCUAAGUUACUCCAGCAUUUUGUGUCUAUCUAGAAUCAUUGAUGUGUUUUGUUGUGACUCCAUUAAUUUGUAAUGGAGAGCUCGCCAGGGAUGGUCACACCCAGGAACAUGAAGCUGUUGACUCUCUCCAACACCGUCCUGCCAACAAAUACUGGUGCAUUGUCUUUCAGCUUUCCUUUCCUCAAGUUAACAAUAGGUCUUGCUAGCAUUGAGAGCAAAAUUGGUGUUCUGGCAGUCUAGAUUCAACUAUGUAUAUUUGAGAUAUUCAACUAGAUCAUAAGAUCCUGAGUGAUAGGAGCAGAAUUAGGCCAUUCAGCCCAUCGUUUACUCCACCAUUCAAUCAUGGCUGAUCUAUCUCUCCCUCCU
This is a messenger RNA of Amblyraja radiata (thorny skate), 4009 nucleotides long. RefSeq names its product peroxisome proliferator-activated receptor gamma (gene pparg). Bases 352 to 1782 code for a protein of 476 amino acids. Gene Ontology annotation, biological process: negative regulation of inflammatory response; hormone-mediated signaling pathway; positive regulation of fatty acid metabolic process. Lineage: Eukaryota; Metazoa; Chordata; Chondrichthyes; Rajiformes; Rajidae. Gene Ontology annotation, molecular function: DNA-binding transcription repressor activity, RNA polymerase II-specific; nuclear receptor activity; zinc ion binding. The transcript has 7 exons. Gene Ontology annotation, cellular component: nucleus. The record is from RefSeq and is a predicted model, not a curated record.